Messenger RNA from Rotaria sp. Silwood2, 957 nucleotides. NCBI's taxonomy places the organism in Eukaryota, Metazoa, Rotifera, Eurotatoria, Philodinida, Philodinidae. The record is from the annotation of a GenBank genome assembly.
AUGAGUGUUUUUUUCACUUUGUUUUAUCUAAUAACUAUUAUAUUUUCAUUAUUGACAAUUGUAAUCGUUGUACGUUAUUGUCAUUCUCAACGUUGGUCUAUUGUUAAUCUUUUAGCAUGUAGCUCUUGUGUUAGUCAUCUUGUUUAUACAAUUAGUUUUUGUAUACAAUUACCAUCAUUCAUUCAACAUACUUCACCUAAUUUAGAGAAUAAAAAUACAUUUGCUUGUAAGAUCAUUGCUUGUUUCGGAACAUUUGGUGCUACAAUUCUAUCGUAUUCCUCUAUGGUUCAAGCGAUUUCUCGUUUUUUUAUUACAGUUCUUCACAAAAAUCGAAUUCUUCUUACAUUUCGAAUCAAUUGGCUGAUGAUCAUUAUUAGUUGGAUAAUGAGUGGUGUUAUUGCUGGUGGUUUGCUUAUUUCACCAGUAGCUUAUCAAUAUGAAGAUGAAUCUCGUGUAUGUACUUUGACAAGAAAAAAUUUUCUCAUAUCGUUUCUAGCUGCCCUCAUCAUUUUUAUGUUUCCUAUGAUUACAAUAACAAUUCUUUAUGGAAUUAUUAUUUGGCAUAUGAAACAACAUAGUCAUAUUAAUCUAAAAACUUGUAGUACAUUGCGAGCAAAGAGAAAUAUGAAAGUAUUUAAAAAUAUUUUUAUUUUUACAAGUAUUCUUGGUAUCGGUGGCACACCUUAUUUAGUCUCUACGAUUGUAAAUAGAAUAGUGCCAAUUCCAUGGUCAUUAUACUCAAUUUCAUUUUUAUCCAUUGCAUGCACAUCUGCUAUUGGAUCAAUAGCAAUUUUACUUACAAAUGAACAAUCUAAAGCAAUUUUCUGUGCUAAACUUCAUUGUCGUCAAUUAAUUAUAACAAAAAAGCCAAUAAAUAAAAACUUAGUUAGAAUCAAUCAAAUUGCAGCCUAUUACAGUAAAACAGAUGGAGUUGAAAUAUUGCCGGCGAUCAAUUAA